AUGAAAACUCUGUUUUUGAUUCUAUUUCUACCGAUUCUCGUGUAUUGUCAAUCUGAUGGGGUCUUGGAUUGUGGCUAUUUGAGCGACACAUUCGUAUACAAAGAUUUUGCGAAUGUCUAUCGGAACUAUGUCGGUGGAUGUUGUACUUCUGCAUGUCUCAAGCGUCUAGAAGAGCAUUAUCCUGGUUGGAGAACUCCAACUGAAAUUAACCCUGCAUCAUGGUAUGUCAGUAUGUUGUAUAGCUUACAAUGUUGCAAGGAUACUCCAUCGAUAGCAGUGAUAACUGAAACUAUGUCAACUACCACCGGCACUACUCCUGUCACCACUCCAACGACAACCACUAUUCCAACAACAACAUCAGUCACCAGCACUAUCAAAACCACUAUAAAGAAUCAAAAGCUAAACUGUGGAUGGCUUGAAGAGUCAAACGGUGGACUAUGCUGUACGCAAAGAGCAUUGAAUUUCUUGCAAACGUGGGAUGCAAACUGGCGAAAAUUAAAUGACAUCGGUUACAGAACACAAAUAAUUAACAUUCUGAAAUCCAAGGGACAUUGCGAUAGUAAGGGUACUCCUUUGACCACUACUACCGUUAUUGUUCCAAGUACGACUGUUACUAAAUCGAUGUUGUGCAACUUAGUGGGCGUAGGUUGCGCUGAAAAAUCAACUACACCUAUAAUGGCUUCUACAACUACUGUAAUCGAUUCUUCAAGUAAGGGUGAGUCCUUUUGA
Molecule: messenger RNA, 729 nt
Organism: Caenorhabditis remanei
Lineage: Eukaryota; Metazoa; Nematoda; Chromadorea; Rhabditida; Rhabditidae
Exons: 1
Coding region: 1-729 (242 amino acids)
Source: RefSeq, a predicted model, not a curated record